This is a messenger RNA of Dreissena polymorpha, 1434 nucleotides long. RefSeq names its product tubulin-folding cofactor B-like. Gene Ontology annotation, biological process: post-chaperonin tubulin folding pathway; tubulin complex assembly; cytoplasmic microtubule organization. Bases 102 to 851 code for a protein of 249 amino acids. NCBI's taxonomy places the organism in Eukaryota, Metazoa, Mollusca, Bivalvia, Myida, Dreissenidae. Gene Ontology annotation, molecular function: alpha-tubulin binding; microtubule plus-end binding. The transcript is spliced from 7 exons. The record is from RefSeq and is a predicted model, not a curated record. Gene Ontology annotation, cellular component: nucleus; cytoplasm; microtubule plus-end.
AAUGAGCCCUUUGUCAUUUGGUAGGAAAGAGAUGGCAUUUAUACUCGUUUAAUCGAUUUGUCAUAUUGGAGACCGGCGAAUAUUCUAGCAUUUUUUACAAAAUGGCUCAAGAAUACGCAGUCGUAACACAGAGUUUGGUAACAGUAACUAUAUCCAGCUCUUCAAAUUCAUUCGGUAGUGAAAGAAGAUUUCAGAAAGAUGUCACUAUUGGGGAUUUGAAGGGCAAGCUGGUAUUGCUGACUGGUGCAAAUGUGGGCAGCAUGAGGUUAGAGCUCUACACCAAUGAGAACAGACUUGUCUGCCAGCUCGACAAUGACUUGGCCAUGCUAGGCUCCUAUCCCAUUGAAGAUGGCAUGAGAAUACAUGUAAUUGACCCUCAAGCAAAAGUAGGAGAGUUUGAGGAUGUUUCUAAAGUUGAGAAGUUUGAACUCAGUCCAGAAGAAUAUGAAAAGCGACAAGACACUGUGCGAGCAUUCAAGGAGCGUAACAAGAUAGGUAGGUUCAAGGAGUUGACGCCAGAGGAGCAGCAGAGGCAGGAGGAGGAGAAGAGGAUGAGAGAGGAGCAGGACAAGCAGCUGGUGGAGACCAUGAAUGUGGGAGACAGGUGUGAAGUGAAAGUGCCAGGCCAGCCUGCUAGAAGAGGGUGUGUUCAGUAUAGAGGGACAACAGACUUCAAGCCAGGAUACUGGGUGGGGGUACAAUAUGAUGAACCUGUGGGAAAGAACAACGGCACGGUGCAGGGACGAAAGUAUUUCCAGUGUCCAGACAAGUACGGAGGCUUUGUGAAACCAGAGCACGUGGAGGUUGGAGAUUUCCCCGAGGAGGGCUUUGAAGACAUGGAUGAAAUGUGAAAACCUCGUAAAGACAAUGUGAACACCUCAUGAAGACCAUGUUGUAAGUGUGAAUUCCAAAGCUAGGCACCUGAAGUGUUCAGAGCAUGUGCAUAAGCUCCUGACAUUAGGCUGUGAAUCGGACAUGGUGUCUUCAAGAAGCAAAUACAUCAAUGGAAGAGGAUCUGAAAAAAACAAGACUUCUGCAGUUGUGUUGCCUAUCCCACAGAAAGAGUUUAUAUAUUCCUUAUCAUAAACUUUAAUGGUUUCACUUGUAUGUCUAAGAAUGACACAUACAUGUAUAUUUAGAAGAUUGGAACAUAAUUUAGGACCAAGUGACACAACUAUGUAUUGUCCUUCACAUUACAGAGUCUUCAAAGCAUCUUUCACUUAUAUUUGGUAAACCUUAUUCAGUAUUUGUUACUAUUAAUAUUUAUUUAUGUAAUUAUUCUGCACAUACAUAAGGUCAGAGCUCCAGAUAAGGAUUAAGUCUAAAGGGUAUUUUACCCCCUGAUAUUAUUGUUAAAGGAUAUUUUACUCAGUUGUUUCAGCCAUAAAGGGUAUUAAGAAAUAGUGAGGGGUAUUUUCCAUUUCUAUAGAAAAC